Mangifera indica (mango) is the source of this 2296-nucleotide messenger RNA. RefSeq names its product glycine-rich cell wall structural protein 1.8-like. The transcript has 2 exons. The record is from RefSeq and is a predicted model, not a curated record. Lineage: Eukaryota; Viridiplantae; Streptophyta; Magnoliopsida; Sapindales; Anacardiaceae. Bases 146 to 2164 code for a protein of 672 amino acids.
CUAGUACGACUGCUUAAACUCUGUGCUUUUCCAGUCGACCACUGUGAGUUAACCACGAUUUCUCUUUUCAAAGUACUGCGAAACGCGGUUUUGGGUCCAAUAAAUACCCAUCUUCCCUUGCAAAUGAAAACAUAAAGACAUUCCCAUGGCCAUUCACAAAGUUGCUAGUUUGGUUUUCUUUGUGUUAUUAGGUUUAGGUAUAUCUUCUGCUACUAGAGCCCUCCUCUACCGUGAUGAAGAAGUUAAUCACCCUCUGACAACAGCCUAUGUUGCUGGACAUGGCGUUGGAGCCGGUGGGGGAUAUGGUGCUGGAUGUGGAACUGUAGGGGAAGGUGGAUAUGGAGGUGGAAGUGGUGCUGGUUCUGGAGCAGGUGGUGGUGCUGGAUAUGGAGGCGCAUCUGGACAUGGUGGUGGAGGUGGCAGUGGUGCUGGUGCUGGUGGGGGAGGUUCUGGAUAUGGAGGCGGAGCUGGUGAAGGUGGUGGAGCUGGAUAUGGGGCUGGUGGAGGUAGUGGUGGUGGUGGAUAUGGAGGUGGAGCAGGAAGAGGAUCCGGAGGUGGAUAUGGGGGUGGAGGUGCAGGUGGCGCUGGAGGAGGAGGUGGUGGCGGGAGUGGUGGAGGAGGAGGAGGUGGUUAUGGUGCAGGGGGAGCACAUGGGGGUGGUUAUGGAAGUGGUGGAGGAGAAGGAAGUGGUUAUGGUGCAGGGGGAGCACAUGGGGGUGGUUAUGGAAGUGGUGGAGGAGGAGGAGGUGGUUAUGGUGCAGGGGGAGCACAUGGGGCUGGUUAUGGAAGUGGUGGAGGAGCAGGAGGUGCUGGAGGUGGCAGUGGUGGCGGCUCAGGUGGCGGUGGUGGAUAUGGUGCUGGAGGGGCACAUGGGGGAGGUUAUGGGGCUGGAGGUGGAAGUGGUGGUGGCCACGGCGGUGGCUAUGCCCCUAGAAUAUUGUUAUGGCAUUUUGUGGGCUUCUGUAAGUGGGGGGCACCAUUUUCGCUUUUGCAUGUGCUCAACCACUCUCUCUGCCACCAACACGCCUUUGGACCCCAGUCCUAUGCCUAUAAAUUUCAUCCUUCUCCUCCGUUUCUAAGCCAACACAUCCCCAUGGCUACUCACAAAGUUGUUUCUUCUGUUUUCUUUGUGUUAUUAGGCUUAGGAAUAUGUUCUGCCACUAGAGGGCUACUUACUUUUGAAGAACCUAUUCACCACAUUCCUGCAGUUGGCUAUGGCGGAGGCCAUGGUGCUGUUGGAAGUGCUAGAUAUGGUGGUGGUGAGGUUGGUGGGUAUGGUGGUGGAGGUGGAGGUGGCUCAGGAGGUGGUGGUGGUGGUGCUCAUGCAGCUGUAGGGGGAGCUGGUGGGUAUGGAAGUGGUGGUGGUAGUGGAGAAGGUGCUGGCGGUGGUUAUGGAGGUGCUGGUGGAUAUGGUGGCGGUGGUGGUGGUGGCAGUGGUGGUGGAGCUGGUUAUGGUGCUGGAGGUGAGCAUGGUGUGGGAUAUGGAAGCGGUGGUGGUGGUGGCAGCGGUGGAGGAGGUGCUUAUGGGUCUAGCGGCGACUAUGCUUCUGGAUAUGGAAGUGGCAGUGGCGCUGGUGAAGGUGCUGGGGCUGGCUAUGGAGGCGCUGGUGGACAUGGUGGUGGAGGCGGCAGUGGAGGUGGAGCUGGCCAGGGUUCUGGAGGUGAGCAUGGUGCUGGAUACGGAAGUGGAGGUGGCGCAGGCAGUGGUGCUGGCUAUGGAGGAGGAGCUGGACAAGGAGGGGGAGGUGGUGGUGGUGGUGGCAGUGGAGGUGGAGCAGCUUAUGGCGCUGGAGGAAAUCAGGGUGCUGGAUAUGGAAGUGGUGGUGGAGAAGGUGGGGGUGCAGGUGCUGGUGGAUAUGGAAAUAUUGGUGGGGGAGGAGGUGGUGGUCAUGGUGGAGGCGGUGGGGCCGCUUAUGGAGCUGGAGGGCAACAUGGGGGUGGUUACGGAGGUGGAGAAGGAGGUGGCUACGGUGGUGGUGCUGGUUCUGGCGGCGGUGGUGGGGGAGGAAGUGGAGGUGGUGGUGGAGCAGGCUAUGGUGCAGGAGGAGCACAUGGAGGUGGAUAUGGUGCAGGAGGAGGAACUGGAGGAGGUUAUGGUGGAGGCAGUGGUGGUGGUGGCGGCGGAGGUAGUGGUGGUGGAGGCGGCGGAGGCUAUGCUCCUUGAAAAACCCUUACUACAUGAAAGAUUGUACUCCAAAUAAUAAUAAGAAGAUGCUUCAAAUUUAUUAAGCGAAAGAAGAAUAUUGGAAGUUUGUGUGGUAAUUAAUCAAUCAUAAUUUACAAUUUUAUUUGGCAA